AGUACUCAUCCUUCAUUCUGCAAAUUAAGUCUUUUGUUACUUGUCUUUAAUCAACAAGCUACUCUUCACAUUUUGUUUUAUACGUGAAGUGAAGUGAAUAUGGGUAAAGCCAUCAUCAUCAGCUUGGCUCCUUGGUUACCCUUCUUCUCUAUACACUUGCCACCAAUGCUCAAAACAACCUUACUUUGCUACAUUCUGCUGUUCCUAAAGGAGCAGUUUGUUUGGAUGGAAGUUCACCUUCAUAUGCCUAUCACCAGGGAUUCGGAAGUGGAUCUAAAAGUUGGGUUGUUUUUAUGGAGGGCGGUGGUUGGUGUUUAUCAAAACAAGAAUGCCAAAAUAGAUCAACUCUGUAUUUUGGGAGCAGUUACUACACUCAAAAAGACGGCCCCGAUAUAUUUGCCGGAAUACUCGACACAGAUAGUACAUUGAAUCCAUAUUUCUACAACUGGCAUAAGUUUUUUAUCCAUUACUGUGAUGGCUCGGUAUAUAUGUCAGACAUCCAGCAAAUUGAAGUAGUUCUGGGUAGCAACGUCACCUUUCGAGGUGCAAGGAUUUACAAUGCUAUGAUAGAGGAGAUGCUCAACAGAGGAAUGAGGAAUGCCAAAAAUGCUAUCUUGACUGGAUCUUCAGCUGGUGGAUUGGCCACAAUCCUACAUUGUGAUAGGUUUCGAGCGGUCUUUCCAAAUUCUAGCAGAGUCAAGUGCAUUUCGGAUUCUGGAUUUUUUAUUCGCGGAAAGGAUCGUUUCGCCUACUGGAGUGAGCGACGUUUUGGUCAACUAAUUGCAACUCAUCAAUUAGUUGACUCAUUGCCCAAAUCAUGCACGUCCAAAAGAGACCCCAAUUUGUGUCUGUUCCCUGAAUAUUUGGUCGGGGAUGUUAACACACCUCUCUUUUUAGUUGACUCGACUUUUGAUUCUUUUCAGAUUGAUUACAACUUGAAAAUUUCUUUUGGUGGUCCGACCGUGUGGAGUAAUUGCACAAACAACUUCACCCUUUGCAACUCUACGCAAUUAGGGAUCCUGAGAGAUUUCCGAAGUAUUUUUGUUGGGGCGUUACUUGAAGUCGGCCAUUCUUGGAGUAGAGGAAUGUUUGUCGAUUCUUGCUAUCGUCACACCAACAUUCAGUACAAUGAAGGGUGGAUGUGCUCAUCUUUUGCAGGAAAUAAUGUACUCGGCAAUAAAAUGAUCGGGCAAGCUGUGGCCGAUUGGUUCUUUGAUCGAAGUUCCUUUGAGGAGAUAGAUAUUCGAAAUGAGUUGCCACAGAACUGUAGCAGGCCAUUUAGCCCGCAAUUAUUACAGGAAAAAUGCCGUGUGAUGCUAUCAUCUGAACCAAAAGUGUCUACCUCUUUUAUCCUACCUACUGUUCUUUAUGUUUGUCUGUUAAAGCUUAACUGCAUGUCUUGCUGGUUUCAGUUGUGGUCAUUUAAUUGAUUCCUAACAAAAUUAUCAAUUUUGUUGAAUUAUUUUACGAAUUGAUGGUAUGUAU
Salvia miltiorrhiza (redroot sage) is the source of this 1485-nucleotide messenger RNA. RefSeq names its product pectin acetylesterase 7-like. Gene Ontology annotation, biological process: cell wall organization. Lineage: Eukaryota; Viridiplantae; Streptophyta; Magnoliopsida; Lamiales; Lamiaceae. The transcript is spliced from 12 exons. The coding region runs from base 294 to 1430 and encodes 378 amino acids. Gene Ontology annotation, molecular function: pectin acetylesterase activity. The record is from RefSeq and is a predicted model, not a curated record. Gene Ontology annotation, cellular component: plant-type cell wall.